AUGGCUCAUGAGUUCAUUUCCAAAGGCUUCCGGAAAUUCUGGAAUCGGUCCGAGAUUCGUGUGUCGGUUCUAUUUAGUCUGGUCUUACAAAUCAUUCUGGUACUUAUGGGAAACAAGAGGAAGUAUACAACAAAAAUAUGGCUUAGAUUCAUUCUAUGGUUGUCAUAUUUGUUAGCCGACUGGGUAGCAACGCUAUCUAUUGGUGUACUAUCAAAUUUACAAGGGAACGAAUCAGAGGAUGACUCUUCCACGAGGCAAAUUUACACUGUAACAUCAUUUUGGGCUCCUUUUCUUCUUCUUCACUUGGGUGGCCCGGACACCAUUACGGCUUAUUCCUUAGAAGACAAUGAGCUAUGGUGGAGAAACUUUGUUACGCUUGGGGGACAGCUAGUAGCUGUUCUCUACAUAUUCCUGAAUGCUUGGUCCAAUAAUAUUCUCAACUUACUUUCUAUUCCGAUUCUUAUAGCUGGGCUAAUCAAGUUUGGUGAGCGUAUUUGGGCUCUGAGGUGUGCAAGUAGUGAAUGCUUUAGAAAAUCCAUGUUCCCUUCUGCUGAAGCAGGGCCAAGUUACGCAAGGCACAUGGAUGAAUAUUUGUCUAAGAAAGAUGAGGGCUUUAAGGUCUCUAUCGAGACAACAUUUGAAGUUCCCACGAUUGGUCACACUCAUCAUCAUCAUCUCCGCACUGUCAUCCGCCCAAACAGCAUAGUCCCAAAUGCGCAUAACCUUCAACACGCGCAUAAAUUCUUCACCAUGUUCAAACCCCUUUUUGCAGACCUUAUCCUCAGCAUCCAUGACAUAGUACACAGUCAAUCUUUCUUCCAAGAAACAUCUUGUGAUGAAGUUUUUAGAGUGAUAGAGAUCGAGCUGGGGUUCAUGUACGACUUGUUCUACACCAAAGCUCUUAAAUUUAACUCUGGUCUUGGUUGUUUUACAUGUUUAGUCACAUGUGGUUGUGUGGUUUCUGUGUCAGUGUUUUUCUUGUACAUUGACAAACGACAUUACUAUACAGUAGAUAUAGUCAUCACCUAUAUAUUGCUGAUUGGAGCAAUUGUUCUUGAGAUAUAUGCUGUUGUUUUAAAACUCUGCUCUGAUUGGACAAUGCUUUGGCUGAGCAAGCUCAGCAGCGGUGCUGUUGUGACUUAUUUAUACCAAGCAAUUUCUUUCAUUUCAUCAUCUACAAAACAGAGCAAGAGGUGGUCUAAUAAAGUUGGACAGCACAACCUUAUAAGUUUUUGCCUCAAAAAGUCAGCUGAUAAGUAUUGGUUUUCCAGCUAUUAUGACAAGUUGAUGUUCAAGUACUGGUAUGAUAGACCUAGUAUUGCAAAAAAUAAUAAGUUGAAAGAACUCAUCUUUGAGCAGCUUCUGACUAAAUCAAAGAGAGACAGUGCUGACUGCAAAGAAUUAUGUGAUCAAAGGGGUGAAUGGGUUCUCAAGAAUGAGAAAUGUGACAACAUAUUUGGAUGGAGCGUUAAAGGAGAAUUUGACAAGAGUAUCCUUCUUUGGCAUAUUGCAACAGAUCUUUGUUAUGAUGAAGAUAGUGAGAGCUUAAAUGGUGAUUCUCGUGGGAAGUGUCCUUUAGGGGAGCUGAGCAAGUUGAUGUCAGAAUAUAUGUUGUAUAUUCUAGACUUGAGACCUUUUAUGCUGCCUAAUGGAAUUGGGCAAAUCAGGUUCCAAGACACAUGUGCUGAGGCCACUGAAUUCUUUAAAGAAAGAAGAUCCAUAGCUAAUGAAGGUAGGGCUCGAGGAGGAUUGUUAAGAGUUAGCACUGAAAUUUCUCCUUCCAAAGUGAAAAGAGGUAGAAGCAACACGGUGUUGUUUGAGGCCUGUAGGCUUGCGAAAGAGCUGCAGAAAUGGGAGAGUACUGAGAAGAAGUGGAGUCUGAUAAACAAUGUUUGGGUGGAAAUAUUAUGUUAUGCAGCUAAUCAAUGCCAAGGGAAUCAUCAUGCUCAACAGCUAAGACGAGGUGGAGAGCUGCUCACUCAUGUAUGGCUUCUUAUGGCGCAUCUUGGUAUCACCAAACAUUUUCAAAUUGCAGAUGAUCAUGAAAAGGGUGUUAAGAUGAGUUUUUAUUGAAACAGAACUUGUCAUGGUGAAACAACUUGAUUUUCUUAGUGACAGAUUAUUAUUUGUAUUUUCUUUUUA
Molecule: messenger RNA, 2142 nt
Organism: Cannabis sativa
Lineage: Eukaryota; Viridiplantae; Streptophyta; Magnoliopsida; Rosales; Cannabaceae
Exons: 1
Coding region: 1-2073 (690 amino acids)
Source: RefSeq, a predicted model, not a curated record